This is a messenger RNA of Fusarium redolens, 1843 nucleotides long. Its product is annotated as regulator of G protein signaling domain-containing protein. The coding region runs from base 52 to 1551 and encodes 499 amino acids. Lineage: Eukaryota; Fungi; Ascomycota; Sordariomycetes; Hypocreales; Nectriaceae. The transcript has 3 exons. Gene Ontology annotation, biological process: intracellular signal transduction. The record is from RefSeq and is a predicted model, not a curated record.
UGCUAUAGUCGCUCGGCUGUGCUUGCUUUUUGCUUUUUCAGACCUGAAGUGAUGCUUGACCUAGGAGGUUCUACUACUCUGCAGAGGCGGUCUUCUACGCAGGUAUCCAACAUGUCAAAGGGAACAAUUACACAGUCGUCGUCGCGUUUGCUAUGUGCGUCAAACGAUGACCGACCGCAAUCAAAGGACCUUCAAGAUCUCUUUUCCGCCCUCCUCGCCAGUCUUCUCCCUCUCGUCCCUCAUCGCGUCCGCUUCAUCAAGAUUGAACACACAUUCCUCGCCGAAGAUGCUAUCCACAACCUCGGCAAUCUCAAACUUACCCAGUCAAAUCGUAUGCCUGAUCCUAGCAACCCAUCGGGCACCGUCGUCUCCACCUCCACGACAACCUUCUCCAUGAACAAGAACACAGCCCGAAAUUUGUGUCAGCAAUUCGUCGAUGCUCGAUAUAUCGAGUCUGCCGAUGGAAAGCCUGAUCAAGUAUUCCAACAAAGAGGCGGAGUAUGGAGACCAACGUCCAAGGGUAUCAUGAUCUUUGACUGGUUCUGUCAAUCGAAUGGCCUUUACCAGGAUCAACUGAGCGAGCUGCAUUGCCUCAUCACAGGACCCUUAUUGCAUCUGGAGCGAGAUGUCAAGACAGAUACGUGCCAUGUCGAUCGAGCCACCACUGAGGUUGUCUUCUGUCGAUUGAUCGGUGUUGACGGACGAGGCAAGAAGGGGCCUUACUCAGAGGGUGCAGCAGGUAUCCGACUUCAGCCAGAACGCAAGGUAAAUGGCAAGACAUACCAUGAUACUUGCACUGGCCAAGUCAUCGCUGAGUGGCUACGAGACAACACGACAUGCGUCGAUCUGCGAGAAGCCGUCAACCUAGCAACUCACUUCGUGCACUACAACCUCAUCGAGUCAGUUACAACAGACAUGGCCUACAUGAAUCAAUUCGCCCCCUGCAAACUCUUCCAACCUACCCCCAUCGCCAUCUAUCAACUCUCCCAACGCGGUCAAGACCUUGUUGAGACUAGCUCAUCGAGUCGCUGCUCAUCACAAGGCAAGACAGACUCAUCAUCAGCAAAGGGCGGUGUCAACGAGAGCAAUCGACACAAGCUUGAGAAAAUCCUCCUCGACCCUACGCUGCGAUUGUUGUUCCGUGAGAACCUUCGAGAGACUUAUUGUGAAGAGAGUCUCGCAUUCUACGAGCAGGCUGACGAGAUCAUUCGGGACUCUAAGGCCAUGCUUGAGACGAUGCUAAAGGAUAAGAAGGGCGAUGACGCGGCGAACGAGCUUCUUUCUCAAGCGCAUGUUGUUUUCAACACCUUUCUCGCACCUGGGUCACCGCGAGAGGUCAACGUUAACCAUAAGAUCCGAUCAAGUCUUGCUCAACGAAUGACCAAGGCUCAGGCUCUUGAUGCCACGGUAGCAGAUACCUUGAAAGAGGUGACAUCGCUAUUGGAGACUGCACAGGAUGCCGUCUUCAAACUCAUGGCCACUGACUCUGUGCCCAAGUUUCUCAACAACCCAGCAGCCGAAAGCCGACUUGUUCAGGCUGGCGUGCGAUGAUACCCUCAAAACUUUUCGGAGAUGGAUGUUCGAUAUAAUACAGCGAGCGAGCAAAGCUACACCAACCACAUUACCAUUAUUCUAAUGUUUUUAUUUCCUUUGUCGCAUAGCAAUUGUACGAUGGCCGGAAAUGAUUCCCCCCAUAGAUUAAGAUAGACGGAGGUUUUAGGCAGAGCUGACUGUAUGUCAUACUGCCGGGGACUGUUGAAGGGCUGUGUUACUUGGCAUAACGCAUACUACAUAAAUUUAGAUAAGGCUGUGAGCAUCAAUGCAAGAUUUUUGAGCCCCUCCA